Messenger RNA from Neltuma alba, 993 nucleotides. RefSeq names its product sodium/calcium exchanger NCL2-like. The coding region runs from base 1 to 993 and encodes 330 amino acids. NCBI's taxonomy places the organism in Eukaryota, Viridiplantae, Streptophyta, Magnoliopsida, Fabales, Fabaceae. Gene Ontology annotation, biological process: calcium ion transmembrane transport; intracellular calcium ion homeostasis. The transcript has 7 exons. The record is from RefSeq and is a predicted model, not a curated record. Gene Ontology annotation, cellular component: membrane. Gene Ontology annotation, molecular function: calcium:proton antiporter activity.
AUGGACAUCGCGAUUUCUGUGCUUGAAGCUAUAACGAUUGUGGUUGAAGGGCGUCAUCUGAACCCCGGAACUUUUCAUAACGAAUUGGUUUCAGAUGGAGUUCAUGAUGAUGAAAAUGAACUUCAACAAGACAAAACAAACUUACUUUUUAAAGGCAUUGAAUUUGAACCAAAUUCUCAAGAAGAGUGCAAGCAAAUGUAUGGCUUCUUGCCAUGUUCAAACAGUAUUUUUGGCCAUCUGUUUCUGAUUUUGGUUUAUGAGUACUUGUUGUUCCAUGGAGAAUCGUAUUUGGCUGACGGAGGUGAGCGGAUCUUCAAGAUUCUUGGUCCUGGGAUUUUCGGUGCAAGUGCUUUUCACAUCCUUAGUGCCCUUCCAGAGUCCUUAAUUCUUCUUGUCUCUGGACUUCUCAGCAGUAAGGAGAUUGCACAAGAGUAUGCUUUUACUGGAGUUGGCUUAUUGGCUGGAUCAUCCAUCUUGCUCUUGACAGUGGUAUGGGGAACCUGUGUUAUAACUGGGGCCCAACAAGUUAACAAUGAUUCGAGUCUUAGAAUCUGUGAUGAUUCUAAUUCAAUACCAACAAGACUAAAAUCAUAUUUGACUGGUUAUGGCAUUACUACAGAUUUGGAGACCAGCCACACUGCAAGAAUCAUGCUCGCCUCUGUCAUACCACUCAUAAUAAUGCAAUUCCCUAACUUGUUUCAACUCUCUUCUGGGCCAAGAACGGCGACUUUGAUAACUGCUCUCAUCAUUACUGCCAUUUUUCUGCUCUUGUACUUCACUUACCAGAUUUUUGAACCUUGGAUACAGAAAAGAAGAUUGGAAUAUGUGAAGCGAAAUCAUUUAAUAGUAAGAAUAUUACGACAUGUUGAGAAGAGUACCCUGGAGAGGAUCCUCACCAGGAAUGGAUCUCCAAAUAUAAGUGCCAUAAGAAGGCUAUUUAGAGAAGUGGAUCAAAAUGGAGACACUGUUGUAUCAGCUUCUGAAAAUAACUAA